Nannospalax galili (Upper Galilee mountains blind mole rat) is the source of this 3861-nucleotide messenger RNA. RefSeq names its product phospholipase D family member 6 (gene Pld6). The coding region runs from base 326 to 1027 and encodes 233 amino acids. The transcript has 2 exons. Gene Ontology annotation, molecular function: RNA endonuclease activity producing 5'-phosphomonoesters, hydrolytic mechanism. NCBI's taxonomy places the organism in Eukaryota, Metazoa, Chordata, Mammalia, Rodentia, Spalacidae. Gene Ontology annotation, biological process: piRNA processing. The record is from RefSeq and is a predicted model, not a curated record. Gene Ontology annotation, cellular component: mitochondrion.
UCUUGCUGAUCAUGGACUCCCUGACAUUCUCUGUGCUUCCAGACUCUUCCCUGAACGCUACUCAAGCUGCUUCCAACAAGGUGUGCCCCGAGAAUGCCUCUAGUAGCUUGGUGCCAGGGAAGUCAAGGGUCAGGCCUGGCCGCAGGUAGAGCCGCUGGCGAGUAGUUUUGGGGGGUGGUCCUUGUAUGAGGUCCCUGACCUAUGACGUACCUAGGGCGUGGCCCCCACGAAGCUGGCUCACCGCCUGACUUCUGGUGGGCGGGCGGGAGCGCGUCGGGGGGCGCACGUGGAAGGGUGGGCGGGGUCUGGUACGUGGUGGGCGUGCAUGCGCGGCGCUCAGGCCUUUGAGGUGGGGUCUAUGGGGUGCUCGAGGUGGCGGUUGGUGGCCUUGGCUGGCGCGGGCGUCGCCCUGGCUCUGGAGGCCCUUCCCUGGUUGGUCCGCUGGUUGCUGGCCGGGCAGCAGCCGCGGCGCGAGGUGCUGUUCUUCCCUUCGCAGGUGACCUGCACCGAGGCUGUGCUGCAGGCCCCGGGUGCGGCGCCCGGUCCUGCGUCGGGCUGCCAGUGCAGCCUUCCGCACGGCGAGAGCUCGCUGAGCCGCCUGCUGCGCGCGCUGCUGGCCGCCCGCUCCAGCCUGGAGCUCUGCCUCUUUGCCUUCUCCAGUCCACAGCUGGGGCGCGCCGUGCAGCUGCUACACCAGCGCGGGGUGCGUGUCCGGGUCAUCACCGACUGUGACUACAUGGCCCUCAACGGCUCUCAGAUUGGCCUGCUGCGCAAGUCAGGUAUCCAGGUGCGGCAUGACCAGGACCUAGGCUAUAUGCACCACAAGUUCGCCAUUGUGGACAAGAAGGUGCUCAUCACUGGCUCCCUCAAUUGGACCACGCAAGCCAUACAGAACAACCGAGAGAAUGUCCUGAUCAUGGAGGAUGCUGAGUAUGUACGGCUGUUUCUGGAGGAGUUUGAACGCAUCUGGGAGGAGUUUGACCCCACCAAGUACAGCUUUUUCCCCCAGAAGCAGCGAGGUUACUGACCCUGCUUUGUCUUCAACCCUUGGCCAGACCCUGUGAUAUUCCCUCCCCUUUUACCCCAGAAACAGCAACGUCACUGACUCUGCUUUGUCCUUCUCAAUCCUUUGGCCUGACCCUGUGAUAUUCCUUCCCUUUUUUGGACCAGCCUUUCCUGACUGGCAGGCUGCAGUCUUGGGCUCACUGGGGCUGAACAUUGUGUUCCUUGCUUUACCACCCUAAAGGUGGUAAAAGUGUAGUGGUAUAGGCAGUGCUGUGAACCAUCUUAGAGGGGUUGACAAGACAGGUAGGUCAUCCUCUUAAGUAGCAUCCUGGGAUCAUUAAAACAGACCUGCCUGAUGGUGUUGACCUUCUGUAGUUGUCCUUCCGUCUUGUAGUAUUGUGGCAGUCACUGGUGAGGAUUACAGGUAGCCAUAAGCUGCAUCUGUGUCUAGGUUUUGCUUUUAAUUUUAAACAUCCCUCAUAUUCAGGGCAAUCCUAUGUAUUUAGAAGUAACCUCACCUUUAGCACCACAGACUCUGUAUUUGAUCAGUGGCUUUCUGCUCACUGUAGUGGAGCAGGAAUUGCUGCCAAAGGGUGUGUAGAAGGUGAACGGAGCUCCCAGGCUGUGGUUUCAGCUCUGGAGUGAGUGGGCAUUCACAGGGAGUUAGAGGAACAUGUUUCUCAUAUGCAUUUGCAAAUGUUUCAAAUAAUCUUUUCUGUUGUUCAUCUUAUACGUAGGUAGCUCAAGUGAUACCAGAGCUAUCAUUUUGUCAUUGCUUAUGCUUGUGUGCAUGACAAGCUCUGUGUGGCUUCUUAGGGUUCAAUCUGAGUGAAUGAAGGUCUCCUUCCACAGCUCAUGCCAACAUUAUCACCAGAGACUGCUCAGUGCGUGUAUGUUCUACCUUUUGAAUGCCACUAUACCUUUGAUGUAGUGUUAGUCAAGUAAAUUUAAUGUUGACUUUCUAAAAGAUUCAACAGAAACUGUAAAGUGUAAUAUAUCUAGAAGAGUUUGUGCUGGUUGAGUUCCCUCCUGUCUGGAGUCGGUGAACCCCCCCAGUGUAUUCUGAAGAGAGCAAGGGGGUAGGGAUCACCGUGUCCUUAAGUGAUUAUACCUUUGGGGACCCUGGACUUCUAGCAUAUUUCAAUAAACAUUCUUAUUUUAGAAUAUGAACUGCUCUAUGUUUGGCUUAACCUGCUACAUUUAAAUAUGGCUAUUCUUUAUUAAAGCAUCUAAUAGUAUACAGCUAUUUCAACACUAGUGAGGAAGACAGGAGCCUUUGGCAGAGCAGUACACUAUAAGUAGCAGGCAUCGCCAAAUUAGCAUGUUUUCCACACAUGGCAGCUUCUCUGGCCCUAUUUCCAGUCUGCCAAGGCAGAAGCAUGAUUCCUAGACAUUUCCUCUCUGCCAUCUGUCUGACCUAGUAUGAUGUGUGCAUGUCUAGAGUCAGAGUGUGGUCAUAAGGCUCCUCCACACCUGCCCCCAUCCCUUCUGGAGCAGGCAGGUGUCCACAUGGCCGCAUGUGCUCCUCAGCUCAGCUAUUCUUAGCUAUAGGAGUGCAUGAAUUCAGACUUUCUUUUCUCUUUCAUCAUCUUGAAGUUGAAUCCCUGGAAAGAGCUUGUAGAAAGUUAAAUAUCCCUUGAGAAAAUGUGCUACUAAAAUCUCCCUCAAAAAGUGGAGGUUCUUGGCCUGGGGAGGUGGCUCAGCAGUUAAGAACACUGGUUUUCUUGCAGAGGACUCAGGUUCAGUUCCCAGCACGCACAUGGUCACUAAUAAUCCAUAGCUCCAGCUCUGGGCAAUUCGAUCUCUUCUUCUGGCCUCUACAGGUGACACAGGUGUACUUACAUACAUGUAGGCAAAUUACUCAUACACCUUAAAAAAAAAAGUGGAGGUUCCUUUUCUCUACCCAGUUUUCCUUGGCUGUGGUACCAAUGCCUCUGAGCCAGAGUAGCACAGGGCCACGCACCCUCAGAGUGUGGCAGGCUGAUCAAGCAGACCAGUGGGCAUGAAUGCACUGUAGAGUGCCAGUGGGGUCUGUUUAGGGCACUAUUCCAGUGACUGACAGGCAGGUGAAGGAGGGGAAGGGCUGGGUUCUGCUCCAACAUACCCUAGGCAGGUGAUACUAGACCCCAUAUGGAAAAGGCUAGGGAUGUUACUUGGGCUUCCCUAUUUUUGAAAAAAAUUACAUUUGUAUGUGGACAUGCACUUGUGCCACCAUGCACAUGAUGUGAGAAGACAACUUUUGGGAGUUGGUUCUCUCCUGCUUGUGGCUUGAGGUAGUGGUGGUGGUGUGUGUGUCAGGGUUUGCGGCAAGGCCCAAACUGUAUUAGCCCCUGUAUUCAAAAUUAUUUUUUCCUCUAGAGAAACACGCAAUGAGUAGACUUGAUAGUUUCCUCAUGAGCAUCUAAGAAAUCUCCACCUGCCCAUUAUCAGCUUAGUGGUUAGGGUUAUUGUUUUCCCAUUUGGUUUUUUGACAGUGUUUCAUGUAGUCCAGGCUGACCUCAAACUCACUAUAUACCUGAGGCUGGCCUGGAACUUGUUCCUCCAGGUGGAUAUCCACUCACUCCAGCAUGAUUAAGAUGACUUUCCCUCCAAUGAAUGAUAUUGACACCUUUGUUGAAAAUCAAUUGACUAUUAAUUUAAUGGCCUAUUUCUGGCUCUGCAUUGUUCCACUGUGGUAAUGCCAGCAUCACUGUUAACAAGUAUAACAAUAACAGCAGUAGUAUGUUUUGGAAACCUGGUGGCAUGUCUUCAUUUCCAAUGAUUUUGACAUUCUGGAUCCCUUACAUCUCCACAUGAACCUUUUUUAACUUUAAAAAGAAUUUAUUUUGGACUGGGUGUGGUGGUACAUGCCUUUAA